Molecule: messenger RNA, 1394 nt
Organism: Lutra lutra (Eurasian river otter)
Lineage: Eukaryota; Metazoa; Chordata; Mammalia; Carnivora; Mustelidae
Gene: SLC25A37
Product: solute carrier family 25 member 37
Exons: 4
Coding region: 455-1255 (266 amino acids)
Biological process (GO): iron import into the mitochondrion
Cellular component (GO): mitochondrial membrane
Molecular function (GO): ferrous iron transmembrane transporter activity
Source: RefSeq, a predicted model, not a curated record
AGAGGAGAACCACACAACGAGGCGGGCUCAUCCUGAUUUGUCUUCUUAGGGGGACGUUUGCGCCAAGGGGCUUAUCCCUCACUCCCUUCCAGCCUCGCUGAGAGCUUAGGGAGCCCGUUUAGCGCAAAUAAAGCGUUUGUAUUAUGGGCCUGGAGCCCUCCCGUAGAACUGCCCUUCUGGAGCUGGAGAUUUGCUCAGUCACACAGUGAGUGGCAGAACCAGGCCCGAGACCCAGGUCUCUCGCUGGUCCUUGGCCUUGCUGCUUCGCGGGCCUGUCUUCCAGGCUCCUCCUGCCUGCCGCUCCGGGCCUGGGCUGCCCCGGGUUGGGGUGCCGGGGUCCUCCUGAUGCCCGGAGCUGCUCUCUGUGCUUCCUGCUUUCUCAAAGUGUGUCCUGCGAGGUGGAUCCGUGGAUCCGUGAGACUGGGUUUCUGUUGCCGGAAACAAACAGACACGAAUGCAGAGUUUGAAUCCAGAUCCCAAAGCGCAGUACACGAGUGUCUACGGAGCCCUCAAGAAAAUCAUUCGGACUGAAGGCUUCUGGAGGCCCCUGCGAGGCCUCAAUGUGAUGAUGCUGGGCGCAGGGCCGGCCCACGCCUUGUAUUUUGCCUGCUAUGAAAACAUGAAAAGGACUUUAAAUGCCGUUUUCCACCACCAAGGAAACAGCCACCUAGCCAACGGGAUAGCUGGAAGUAUGGCCACUCUGCUCCACGAUGCGGUAAUGAAUCCAGCAGAAGUGGUGAAGCAGCGCCUACAGAUGUACGACUCGCCGCACCGGUCCGCCCUCCGCUGCGUCUGGACAGUUUGGAGGACCGAGGGCUUGGGGGCCUUCUACCGGAGCUACACCACGCAGCUGACCAUGAACAUUCCUUUCCAGUCCAUCCACUUCAUCACCUACGAGUUCCUGCAGGAGCAGGUCAACCCCCACCGGGGCUACAACCCACAGUCCCACAUCCUCUCGGGCGGGCUGGCCGGGGCCCUGGCCGCCGCUGCCACCACCCCCCUGGACGUCUGUAAGACCCUCCUCAACACUCAGGAGAACAUGGCCCUCAACCUGGCCAACAUCAGCGGCCGGCUGUCGGGCAUGGCCAAUGCCUUCAGAAUGGUAUACCAGCUCAACGGCCUCCCCGGCUACUUCAAAGGCAUGCAGGCCCGAGUCAUCUACCAGAUGCCCUCCACUGCCAUUUCCUGGUCUGUCUACGAGUUCUUCAAGUACUUUCUCACCAAGCACAAGCUGGAGAGUCGAACUCCGUACUGAAGGAACAGGCGUGGGCAGUGAUUCCAGAAUCUUUUAUUUGUCAAAGGCUUUGCUUGCCUGCUUCCAUUCCCUUGUCCUCACACCAAGGUCAUUUUGGGUGUUGGCAGGGUGGGCCCUCUGCUCCCUGACGCCUGAGAGA